AUGGCGAUGAUGAUGACUGGCCGUGUGCUGCUGGUGUGUGCCCUCUGCGUGCUGUGGUGCGUUGCCGGCGGUGUUUAUGCGAGGGACGUUGACACCAACGCACUGGGUGUUUGCAUAACCUCGGGAGUGUUGGGUGAGAAUGGAUCCCACAUGCCUGACGGAUGUAAUAAAACUGUGAUUACGAUGCCUUUGCGGUCAGUACUGCCCAUUACUGCCGUCGAAGCCUCGGCUGGAGAAGGUGCUUCUCCUUCUGCUUCUGCUGGCGCUGCCGGGGCUUCUGGUGCCUCUUCUGGUGCUGUUGAUACAGGUGGAGAUUCUGAUGCUGGUGGAGGCGGUGGAACUUCUGCUGGAGGUCAAGGCAGCGGUGGCAUUCCUCCCGCCCCUGCUCCUCCUCCUGGUCCUUCUGGUGGAGGCGGUGGCAAUUCUUCUGGUUCUGCUCCCGUUCAUCCUCCUUCUCCUCCUGGUCCUCCUCCUGCUGUUUCUCCUGGUGCUCUUCCUCCUGCUGCUCCUGCUGUUGAUUCUUCAGCUAGCAGCAGUGGUGGUGAAGCGGGGUCCUCAGGCAGUAAUCCAACUAAAACAACAGGGGACUCUUCAACAGGAGAUCAGUCGUCUGCUGCAGCAGCGGCUAACGACUCCUCGCCACCCGAAGGACCGGCAGGAACGACAUCCGGCGCUGAACACACACGACAAGAAGAAGAAGAAAAAGAAGAAGAGGGAGAAGAUCAUGAAAAGCAGCAGCAAAGUGAUGAAGCACAAGUCCAACAACAUCAACAGCAUGAACACCCCGCGGAAAAUGGCGAAGAAUCCGCGAAGGAUACAAACGCCCUUCGUACAAAUGCCACCGCAAAUACAGGCGACAGUGACGGCAGCACCGCGGCCUCCCACGCCACCUCCCCUCUUUUGCUUCUUCCUCUUGUUGUUGCGGCUGCGGCUACUACUGCAGUGGUGGUGGCCGCGUGA
This is a messenger RNA of Trypanosoma cruzi, 960 nucleotides long. RefSeq names its product mucin-associated surface protein (MASP), putative. NCBI's taxonomy places the organism in Eukaryota, Euglenozoa, Kinetoplastea, Trypanosomatida, Trypanosomatidae. The transcript has a single exon. Bases 1 to 960 code for a protein of 319 amino acids. The record is from RefSeq and is a predicted model, not a curated record.